AUGGCCGCUCCAGCUGAUAUCACAAUUAAAAACCUCAAUGGACAGUGGGUGAUGGACACCACCCAGUCCAAUCCCUUUGAUCCUAUCCUAGACCUGCAAGGUGUGGGCUGGUUACUCCGCAAAGCUCUCGCAUAUGCCACCAUUACACUUCAGAUACGCGAGUACACAGAUACAGAAGACUCCACGAUCUAUCACAUUGAUAUUCAGCAGGUCGUGACUGGCGGUAUCAAUGGUAACAAGGAAGAGCGCAAGAUGAAUUGGGCCGUGCGUGAGCACAAGGACAAUAUCUUCGGAGAGGUGGCAGGCUGCUCCCGCUUGAUCUGUGGAGCGAAGGGCGAAGACGGCAAAGUACGUCCCGCCCUCGAUAUGCAGACAAAGGUUGAUGAAGAGACCGAUGCCACAAUCAAGCGAUUCUUGCGUGGUGAAAUAUAUGCCGAUGGUUCCGCUUCUGAAGGGUUCAUUGCGGAUAUCGUGGACGAGGAAUUGUUUGUGCAAAGCUGGGUUGUGAAUGCUGCUAGUGGUUGGACUGCCGAGCAGGUUUGGGGCUUUGAGAUUGUCGAUGGCGAGCGCCGCCACACUCGUCGCGUUGCGGUUGCCAAGGGCAACAAGCUUGAAAUGGCCCGUCUGGUGUAUACCUUCAUCGGCCAUGAGCUUCCAACUGAGGAUCAGGAGGAUGAUCUUGCUUAUUGA
Molecule: messenger RNA, 690 nt
Organism: Penicillium taxi
Lineage: Eukaryota; Fungi; Ascomycota; Eurotiomycetes; Eurotiales; Aspergillaceae
Exons: 4
Coding region: 1-690 (229 amino acids)
Source: RefSeq, a predicted model, not a curated record